Molecule: messenger RNA, 435 nt
Organism: Lentinula edodes (shiitake mushroom)
Lineage: Eukaryota; Fungi; Basidiomycota; Agaricomycetes; Agaricales; Omphalotaceae
Exons: 2
Coding region: 1-435 (144 amino acids)
Source: RefSeq, a predicted model, not a curated record
AUGAACUCGCCAAUCGAACCAGGCUCACCAACGCUCUCGACGCCGUCGUCAGGGUCCGAUGUUGAAGAAAUGAGCCUACCACCAUCUUCCUCGUUCCCAUCCGGCCUUGUUAUCAACUCUACCGGUUCCUUUGGUAACACUGUUCCUUCAUCGGCAACAUCUUUGUCGUCCAAACGCCGUCUAAACCCUGGAUCAGUGUCUAGCAGGGACCCCAGAGAUUCUAAGUCUCGCAGAAGGGACAACCCGCAUCAUCACGCCAAAGGAGCUGGCGGAGAAGGUGAAAGGGAACGAGACCGGGAAAGACAGGGAGGAAGAGGUGCGAACUAUGAAAUGCAGAAGGAGAAGAGAGAAAAGGAUGAGCUAUUAGAUAUGGGAGCCGUUGAAUUUCUGAGGAAAGAAAUCGGCGAUCCAUUUGUGGAAAUAUCAUUCGAAUGA